Messenger RNA from Darwinula stevensoni, 5844 nucleotides. The record is from the annotation of a GenBank genome assembly. Lineage: Eukaryota; Metazoa; Arthropoda; Ostracoda; Podocopida; Darwinulidae.
AUGGGUCAGAUGAGAGGGCAGCAAGAAAGAACUGAAACCAGCUCAAGAGGCCAUCACAGGGGAGCAGGAAGAGGACAAGUAGGGGGGACACCCGAAGGCAUCAGACCACCUUAUUACAUUGGAUACAAACGACUGCACGAGAUUGCAACAAAAUUAUCUCCGUUGGAAGCAGUUCUGGCAGUCAUGGAUCCCAAUGAAAGUUUUCGGAGACUCCUCUCUAAUUCAGAAACGUUCCAAAAAAGUGAUAGGGUGGUCCUCAUCGUGGGAGUGUUUGAAAAAGUAUGCUGUGUGGACGGAUGUGAAAAUAUGGUGAAUGCUGCUCUCACCAUGCUAAAUCAGAGCGAGUUCCUAGAAGUCUGCUCUUCCAGAGUUCUGCUUGAAUUUCAGUGCAACCCCUCCAAAACUGAAGUGGGAUGCCAGCUGCUGCAGCAGUUUUUUCUGAUACUGAAGGCUUUUGCUACGAAGUACCCAGGUGUCUCUGGCAGCAAUGUAAUGAAAGCAAUUCAUGCUUGUAACAACUACGUGCUCUUUCUUAAGACUCAGGAAUUUGAUGUAGAAGCUUUGGAAGGCAAAUUUGCUGAACUCCUCACAACAGUUCAAGAUGCCAGCAAAGCCUUUCAAGGGAGUUCAGUUUCUCCAUAUGCAAUGAAGAGCAUGGCCGAAGAAGAACGUCUGAAUCGCCUUCAUCUCGAGACAGCUCCUAACAACUUUCGGGAAAUUCCUAUCAUUCCCACCUCUGAGGAAAUUCUCAACGCUGAAGCUCCCUUCCUUCGAUCCAACAUCACGAAAGGUGCUUAUAUGAACGUCGAGCAUUAUCUAGAUGUCCAGUUCCGGCUUCUACGAGAGGAUUUUGUUGCUCCUUUGCGGAAUGGACUCAAGGAAUAUUUGUUAGGGGGAAUGGGGCGAAAAAACUUCAGACAUCAAGACAUCCGUGUCUACACCGGAGUCACAUUUCACCACAUGGAUCACGACUUCUAUGGAAUCCACCUCAUCUUCAAGUUUGAUGUCUCUCGUUUCUCCAGAGUAAAAUGGGACAUUACCAAGCGAUUCAUGACGGGGUCUCUCCUCUGCUUCGCGGAUCUUGACUUCAACUAUCUCACAUUCGGGACUGUAUCGAGAAGAAAUGCCGAUGAACUGAAGAAAGGCUUCCUCACCAUCAGUCCACAAAGCGACAUGUUCAACCUUGAUGCAUGGAUGCAGGGUGAAAAGAUCAUCAUUGAAGCAUCAUCAGCAUACUUUGAGGCAUACAGACAUGUCCUUCGGUGCCUCCAGCAGCGUGAUGAAGAGAGUUUUCCUCUCACCGAUUACAUUGUUUAUGGGGCAAUGAAGGAUGCUCCACCCAAAUUUCUUCCGGAUUAUUACGACUUUUCCUUCAUUCGUACUCAUCUGGAUACAGUGGACCUCCUAGCCAAAGCAUAUUGGCCUCCUGCUGGAGACUUUGGCCUUGAUGAGUCACAAUUGCAGGCAUUUCAGAGCGCUCUGACUCAGGAAUUUUCCGUCAUUCAAGGCCCUCCUGGCUCAGGGAAGACAUACAUAGGGCUCAAAGUUGUGGAGACCCUGCUAAAAAAUAAUGUGACAGAACAAACUGGUCCUAUCCUUGUCAUCUGCUUCACAAAUCAUGCCCUGGAUCAGUUCCUGGAGGGGAUCUUGUCAUUUACCAAGAAAAUAGUUCGCAUCGGGGGCCGUUCUAAGUCUCCUCACAUGGAAGCAUAUCACAUUAGGAAAUGGGAAGAGAAAACUCGACAGAUGAAGUCAAGUUUUGAUGAUAUAGUGCUCGCAAAGAUGAGAAGGCAGCACAUAUGUGAAAUGAAUACCGUCAAGGGACAUGUGAAGUAUUAUCAAGAGAAGCUUUCCCUCCUUCAGGAAGGACUGGGAUUGGUCUCUCCGCAAACCAUGAAGGACAUGGGGAUCAUGGAUGAAGAGACGCAUCGUGUUAUCCCAAAGUUUUUUGAUUGGCUGAAUGAAUUUGGGGGAGAGACGAACUUUCAGCGGGAAUGUCGAUUGGUACAGGAUGGCAUCCAGCGAGAACUCAUCAAACUGAAGUCAGCAGUUCCCCUUGAAAAACCAGUCCAAAAACCGGAACCGCGACAGCAGCAGGAAGAGGCAGACGAUGAUGACGACGAAGAGGAUGAGAUCGAGGAUGCUCAAGCAUUUCGACUGGCUCAGUUUGUCGAUGACGAUGAAUUCGAUCCUAUCGUCGAUGUCGAGGACAACAAGCCUAUCCAAGUGACUGACGCAUUUGUAAAAUUAGACUUUGAGAUGUUCACCGAAAAUCUGCGGCUGAAAAUCCAACAUGCAGAAUCAAAACUUGAAGAUUUUGUGAAUGUCGAAGAUCCGUCUCCCCAGGAAGUAGCGAUGAUGGCUGCUGCUGAAAAACAGUACACGAGAGCUCGAAAAGAGCUGGAAUUUUUUGAGCAAAUUCAACCUCUGUUGAUGGUGAAUCCUCUAAAGAUCCCUCCAAAGCCAAAGAUUCUUCAGGAAGGCGACCUUGACGAACAGACUCUCCUGCAAUUGAGCCUCUAUGAAUGCUUGGAGUUGGUGGCCUUUUGGCAUGGACAAGUUUUUGCCUGGAUCCGGGAUGAGCUGAUGAAGAAGUCCAGGUCCUACUUGGAACUCGUGGAUAAACUCAGAGAAGUGCAGGGAGUUACACAGCUGCAUGCAAUGAAGGGGGCUGAGGUGAUUGGAAUGACCACUUCUGGAGCCGCCAAGUACCAAGCAUUGCUGCAAAAUAUCGGCAACAAAAUCGUGAUCGUGGAAGAAGCUGCCGAAGUCAUGGAAGCCCAUAUUGUAACAUCUCUCUCACGUUCCUGCCAGCAGCUCAUAUUGAUCGGGGACCAUCAGCAGCUCAGACCAAAUCCAACAGUGUAUGAGCUAGCGCGAAAAUACCAUCUGGACGUGAGCAUGUUUGAGCGUGCAGUGAACAACGGGAUCCAGGUGAAACGACUGAGAAUUCAGCAUCGAAUGCGGCCAGCCAUCAGCUGCCUUAUCACCCCGCAUAUCUAUCCCGAUCUCAUUAAUCAUGAUUCCGUCUUGGACUACCCAAGCAUUUCGGGGAUGUCAGAGAAUCUUUUCUUCCUUACUCAUGCGUAUAAGGAAGCUGAGAGACUCCUUCGCCAGGAUACAUACACUACAGAGGACAUCACAAUCCUUACAACCUACAGCGGCCAACUUUUAGCUUUCAAGCAGCUGUUGAAAGGUAACCAGUAUGAGGACUGCAAAGGAGUUCGAUGCACCGUUGUGGACAACUUCCAAGGUGAAGAGAACAAGAUCAUUUUACUUUCAUUAGUCAGGAGUAAUGAAGAAGCGAAAAUCGGGUUUCUGAAGACGGAGAACCGUGUAUGUGUGGCUCUGUCGAGAGCCAAAUGGGGAUUGUACAUAGUGGGAAACAUGGAUUCACUCUGCAGUGGAUCUGAGAUUUGGAAAAAGAUGCUGGAAGCUCUGGAGAAACAGGAAGCAAUCGGAACCGAGUUGGAGCUCCAAUGUUCUAUUCAUAGGGAUCAGAUUAUCAGCGCAUCUCAGCCCUCUCACUUCCCUGCUGGUGGAGGUUGUCAUUUGCAGUGCAAAGUGAAGAUGCCCUGUGGCCACGUAUGUCCAAAGGCGUGUCAUGCCUAUGAUCGAGAACACAAAUCACUCAGGUGCAAUGAGAGUUGCUUGAAUAAAUGUCCUGCAGGCACCCACGACUGUGCUAAACGGUGCUGGGAGAAUUGUAAUCCUUGUCGAAUCCCCAUAGUCAAGACGAUCCCAGCAUGUCGGCACUCAAAUGAAAUGCCCUGUCAUCUUGAUCCCGAUAAGGCGCAGUGUCAGAUUCCCUGUGUCGCCCGCUUGGAAUGUGGACAUCAGUGUGCUCGAAAGUGUCACGUUCUGGAUGAUCCAGAGCAUAUCAAGUACGACUGUCAAAAGCCAUGCGAAAGAAUGUGCAACGAGGAACACAAGUGCAAAGCGAACUGUGGGCAUGGUGCCAAUGUUCCAUGCUGCGAUUCAAGGAAAAUGCUCGACCCAGAGGAGCUGAUGGAGCUUUGUGAAGCACCUUGUUCAAAGGUGCUGCCUGGUUGCGAACACGAACCGUGCACUUGGCAGUGCGACAAAGGUUGUCCUAAGAAGUUGAAGUGCACGAAAAAGUGUCAUGAGAUAUGUAACCGGGAACCAUGUGACCAGCCCUGUCCAAAGAAGAUUAAGAAAUGCGAUCAUCCAUGCAUCGGCCUCUGCGGAGAACCAUGUCCUCCUCAGUGCAAAAUCUGCAAUGCAGAAGAAUUAGCCGAGUUCCAGAUCUACGGGAACGAGGCCGACGAGGAUGCCAGGUUCGUUUACCUACCAGACUGCGGGCACUGCAUCGAAGUGGAGGCCAUGGAUCACCACAUGAAGAUGGAAAUGGAAGAAAUCGGGAUGAAGAAAUGUCCCCGUUGUCACACGGUCAUCUGGUCGUCGGUGCGGUACGGGAACGUCAUUCGACAACUUUAUCGCAAUGUUGCUGCUGUGAAAGAGAAAGCCUUCGGUGACCCGAAAAAAAAUCAAGAUGACUUCUUGAAGUCUUCCCAAGACUUGUUAAGGCUGAGUGCGAGCUCUCUUCAUCUGCAAACCGAAUUCACAGUCCUAAAAGGGAGCGCAGAGGUCAAGGUAGAACGGAUCAAGAAAUUCCGCAAUACUCCACACACCCCGACCAUCGUCGACCAGUUUGAGCUCCUGACCUUCAAGCAUCAGGUGGAAUUCUUGGAAAAGCUGGACCUCUCAGUCAAGCAAGAAGGACUCAGCCCGAACGUCCAGGCUCGGCUCGCUCGCAGAGCAAAGGCGUUUGCGAGUCGCGUGUUGUCGCGGACGAGGGGCUUCAACGACUGGGAACUGAAGUCGCUUGCGGGGGAAGUCGUGCGUCUCCGUCUCAUGGGUGAAUACUGGAAGCUUCAGGAGUUGGGCGUAGAAAAACACCCUCGAGCCAAGCAACACUUUCAGCGAGCGGAGACCCUGCUACUCGGUCUAGAAUCCUUCACGGAAGAGAUGAAUCAAGAGGCUCAUAAGGAGUUGGAUGCUGCAUCGAAAAGUUGUGGAGGAUUGGGGAUAUCCAACGAAGAACGAAUCAUGAUCCUCAAGGCCAUGAACUUGGGUCAAGGACAUUGGUAUAAAUGUCCCAAUGGACACAUCUAUGCGAUUGGGGACUGCGGAGGAGCGAAUCAAACAUCUCAAUGCAAUGAAUGUCGAGCCGUGAUCGGAGGAGAGAGGCAUAGGCUGAUCGCGGACAACGCACACGCUUCAGAAAUGGAUGGUUCUCGGUUCCCUGCUUGGUCGGAAAUGAACAACCUUCAGAAUUUCGAUCCUCGUCAGGUGCUGUGAAAGAAACAGGAGGCGGAUGAGUGACUCUCUGGUUUUGGCUCAACCGUGCAGGGUGAUGGAUACGAGGCAUCUCUCGCUUAGCAUGAAUCACAUGUAACAUGAACGCUUGCAUCUGUCAUUUACUGAUAGGUGUAAGACAAGAGAUGCCUUGAAGAAAAUUUUUUUUUCUAUAGCUACCCCUUUGCUUGCCCGACGGUCUCUCCAGUUGCCUUAAUGCUGAUUCUUUCCUGUAUUGCAUAGACAGCAGAUUGAAACCGGACCAAAUUGCUAGAAUGCUAUUGCCAAAUUUUGUACUUAAUUUAAGAGCGUAUUUUCUCAUAUUUUCCUGAUAUUUUGUUGUUCUUUCUCGCACUUUUGAACCGUUAUAUCUGUUUCUGGUCAUGGUAUAACAUUUCGCGGCUCUCGGGUGUGAAAAACAUUCUAUCACAUGGGAGUGGCAGUCAAGUCGCCCACCUGUCGCAGAAAACGACCCCAGUGAAGUUCAUAAAUACGCUCAAGGUCUCGAGGACGAAUAAUGGGACU